This is a messenger RNA of Monomorium pharaonis (pharaoh ant), 1362 nucleotides long. RefSeq names its product 72 kDa type IV collagenase-like. The record is from RefSeq and is a predicted model, not a curated record. Gene Ontology annotation, cellular component: extracellular matrix. The coding region runs from base 1 to 1362 and encodes 453 amino acids. Lineage: Eukaryota; Metazoa; Arthropoda; Insecta; Hymenoptera; Formicidae. The transcript has 3 exons. Gene Ontology annotation, biological process: proteolysis. Gene Ontology annotation, molecular function: zinc ion binding; metalloendopeptidase activity.
AUGUCGAUGACGCUCACGUUGUCCAGCGUAAACAACGUUCUCGUUGCCAGCUACUUUCCCGCACUCGAUCUUAGCGACGGCGAGUACGAGUUAGGUCUCGCGAAUUUUGAAAGUUACAACACGAUACCGAACGUUCACUCGGAAAACAAUAAAUUCUACUACGGCGACAAGAACGACGUGAUCGUUAUUCCCGAGGGAUCCUACGAGCUAAACGCCAUCGGACGUUAUCUCAGGGCCGCAUUUACGUACAAACACAAGGGACAAGAGAAUUGCGGGUACGACACCGAUACCGAUUACGAUGCGAGUACAACGAUCGUUCUUCGCGCCAACGAGAACACAAUGAAAACCGAAAUAAAGUGUCCGUAUCGGAUAGAUUUCACCUUGCCGAAUAAUAUUGGAUCUCUGUUAGGUUUUUCCGCGGGACGCAUAUUGGAACCGAAUAAAUGGCACGUAUCCAACAAACCAGCGAAUAUUAUGAACGUCAACGUUAUAUGUGUGGAAUAUCAAACUCCAGCGAACUUUGACAGUUUAUUAUAUGUGCUGACGCAUGAGAUUGGUCAUUCCUUAGGAUUGCAACACGAUCCACACACGGAUUCCAUCAUGUACGCCUACACAACACAUUAUUCUUAUUCUAUUAAACUAAGCGACGAGGAUAUUCUUAAUAUUCAAAAUCUCUACGGUAACUCGGCUACCGAAAAGUUGCCGAAUAAACCAAUAUCCCCCCCAAAACUUCCGGUACCAACACCAAAGGAUAUUCCAAACGAUCUGUGCGAAAUAAAACGCAUCAAUGCGAUAUUACUGUUGAGAAAACGAAUGUAUAUCGCGAGCGAAAAAUACGUAUGGUUGAUAAGACUGGACGAUAAAAAAUAUAAUCAACCACUAGCACUUUCUACUUAUUUGAAAUUUCUACCUCCGAAUUAUACGCGCAUUUCAGCCUCGUAUCAAACUCCGUCCGGCGAUAUAAUACUAUUCGUGGAUAAUGCUAUUUACAAAGUGAAUUAUCCGAGCUUCUCGUUGGAUACCAAUGGGCCAAGAACAUUUUCGGAAUUCGGAUUGCCCACAGAUGCGACGAUAAACGCCGCGAUAAACACAAAUCGGGGGCGCUCCUACGUGAUAUACAACGGAUACAUGAUCGGUGAGGUGGACGACUAUAACGGAAGCAUCGUUAAAUAUUAUACUAUUCAAACGAUCUUUCCGGGAAUACCGCCGAAUAUUACGUUAGCUUUCCGAUACCUCGACGGUUUGACAUACAAUCGAUCGGCAUCGCGAUACGGAUUACUGCAACAAUUGCGCGACCUCUUGCACAAAUUCACGCAAAAUACCGAAACAUUAAUGAGAAAGAGGGACAGCAAUUUAUUUUAG